Messenger RNA from Helianthus annuus (common sunflower), 1544 nucleotides. Its product is annotated as methyltransferase-like protein 23. The transcript has 7 exons. The record is from RefSeq and is a predicted model, not a curated record. Lineage: Eukaryota; Viridiplantae; Streptophyta; Magnoliopsida; Asterales; Asteraceae. Gene Ontology annotation, cellular component: nucleus; cytoplasm. The coding region runs from base 80 to 790 and encodes 236 amino acids.
AUGAAAUUAUCAAAAUAACCUUCACACGAAAAGUAAAAUUCACCGCCGACCACCGGGUCAUUCUCAGCGCGGCGGCUCCAUGGAAGCCAACAACAGCGACGGCGGCGGCUCACCGGAAACUCCGGCAACGGAAAACAUGACCACCAUAUCUCAUCACUAUUUCGGAGAAUCAAACGGCUCCGAUGACGCCAUCUCCAUCACCGUCAUCGAGAGCAUGAAAGAAGAUUAUGGAUUGUUCGUGUGGCCGUGUAGUAUUAUUCUGGCGGAGUAUGUCUGGCAACAAAGAUCACGCUUCCAAGGAGUUAGUGUGGUUGAGCUUGGGGCCGGGACAUCACUGCCUGGUUUAGUAGCUGCAAAAGUAGGUGCAGAUGUCGUUCUUACCGAUGACUCAGACAGACUAGAGGUUCUGGACAACAUGAGAAGAGUGUCUGAACUAAACAACAUCAAAUGCGAGGUAAUGGGACUUACAUGGGGCGUGUGGGACGAGUCUAUCUUCAGUUUACGACCACAAGUAAUCCUUGGAGCUGACGUGUUGUAUGACUCAAGUGCCUUCGAUAAUCUCUUCGCCACUGUGAAGUUCCUUCUAGAGAAAUCACCUGGAUCGGUUUUUAUCACAAGCUAUCACAAUAGAAGCGGGCAUCACCUUAUCGAGUUCUUAAUGGUGAAAUGGGGAUUGAAGUGUGUGAAGCUUCUUGAUGGAUUUUCGUUCCUGCCAUCAUGGAAGGCUUCUGGUUUAAGUGGUAAUAUUCAAUUGGUAGAAAUUGUUCUAAGUGAUGUUGCGAAGAACUGAAGAUGCUUUCUCAAGGCUAAGGUUCAAUGGAGAAUAAUUGUUAUGCAAAGGCCUAUCCAAAGGUAAACCGGAAACAUGAGCUAUUUAAUUUUCAUAUCAGAUAUGCAUUUCGGUUGAUGCUUAAAUUUCAUGAUAUCAAAAGUCCAAUGGCACAUGGUGUUAAUAAUUUGCAUCACACUAUGCAGUUAUAGCGGUCCAAAAUCAAAUAGCGGUCAAGGGCAUUUGAGAUAUGGGUUAUCGCGGUGGGUUAUCGGUAAUUUUAUAUCAAGCAGAAUUUAUAUAUAUGAAAUCUUUCCCCGAGUCCACAUCGACCAAGGUAUCCAAAAUAACGGCCAAUAUCGGUCAAAUGUCGGUGCGGUUCUAGUUGUAAGAUAUCUAGCGCCGAUAAUCAGGGGCGGAACCAGAGGGGGGUCAAGAGGGUCCGCUGACCCCCCGUACAUAGAAAUUUGUAAGAUUUUUAUAUGUACAGCCUAAGAUUUUUCUAGGAGAAAACAUGUUUUAGACUCUCUAGUUGUAGCCGGUAGAAAAGAGAAUUGAAUCACACUUUCAAUAGUAGACUAAAGAUCUCAUCUUUUGGUUUGAGUUGCUUUCUGAUAAGAAAUAAGUCUUUCUAGUGGCAUCAUGAAUCGUUUAGUUUGAUGCUUAAGAAAGUGUAUUGGGAAUAGUUUGUAGUUAUUUUUUAUGUAGAAAGUUUAAGAUGGUAUCGAACCUAACUCUUAAAUCUAGAAAUAAAUAAUGUAUAUGGACUUCAAAA